Chrysemys picta bellii (western painted turtle) is the source of this 3227-nucleotide messenger RNA. Lineage: Eukaryota; Metazoa; Chordata; Testudines; Emydidae. The record is from RefSeq and is a predicted model, not a curated record.
GUUCUGCCCGUUAGAUAGGGCGAAAUAAACACGGAGGGUUUGAUAUGUUUUCCAAACCCUUUUUCCUCUGAUGCUUUGUUCCAGCCACUCAAUAAAAACACUUUGUUGCAAGGAGGCGGAGGGUCGCUAUAUCGUGGGCUCCAGGUCCCCGAAGGGAGGAAACGCAGGGGCCCAAACCCAGCUGGAGCUGCAGGGGGAUAAGUGGUUGGUACGCAGGGCAGUGUGCCAGGGUCCUGGUCUGAGAGUGGAAGAAUUUGGGUGGAAUCUCACGAGACAGGGUCAGGCAAGAGGGUGAUCCGUGGAGAGGGGCCCUCAGGGAGACCAAAUCAGGGACAGAGGUGCUGCUUGUCUUGUACUCGUGAGGCUCUCAUUGGUUCCCGUUGACGUUCAACAUCUCAUUCCAAACGGGACGGCCUCUUGGCCUUCUCAGAGGAGAAAUGAAGUCCCCGCUCGGCUAUCGCUGACGGGGCAAAGGUUCAGUGCCAGAGUGAAGUCCAGGGUUUAGGACGCCCAGCUCUGGAGUUUUAUGCUCUCCUGUUUCAGAACUGGUCUCUAGCUGACUGCGCGCUGCAGGCGGUUAAGUAGCACCAGCCUUCGCCUGUCCUUUCCUGCUGCGCGCCCGAGCCCAGCAUAUCAGCAGGCGUGAAGGCUGGGAGACGGUCCCGCUAUGAUCCAGGCAGAUUGGAGGCUGCUCCUGCCUGAGGGCGAGGUCGAUCCUCGCGCCGUGGUAGCCCUGCUCUGCGCCUCAGCCGCUGCGGUGCUGGCGCUGAGAUGGGUGGCGCAGAGACGGAUCCAGGAGAAGAUGGAACAGGCAAGGAGGACGCGGGAUCUCAGUCUAGAACGAAUGGAGAAGGUGGUUUGGCGGUUUAAACAGCAGAACCCAGGGAUACAGGCCAGUCACAUCCUCUCCCUGUCGCUCGUGGAGCUGGCUGAAAAACUGAAGGAAAGUUCCCUGUCUCCAGAGAGCGUCCUCUACACGUACAUGGACAAGGCCUUGGAGGUGACCCGGGAGGUGAACUGCCUGAGACAUUUUAUUCCGGAGUGUGAGGAGCAGCUACAGGAAGUGCGAAGGCAGAAGGAGAGAGGGUUAUUGUAUGGCGUUCCUGUCAGCAUCAAGGAUCACAUUGGCUAUAAGGGCCACCUCUCCACCUGCGGCUUUGUGCAACUCCUCAGCAGGCUGGAGCAAGAGGACAGCGUGAUGGUCAAGGUCUUGAAGAGACAGGGGGCCAUUCCGUUUGUACUAACCAAUGUCCCACAGUCCUUAUUCAACUACGACUGCAGCAACUCGAUCUUCGGCCAGACGGUGAAUCCGCUGAACCACCAGAAAAGCCCCGGCGGCUCCUCCGGAGGGGAGGGGGCGCUGAUCGCCGGAGGAGGGUCCGUCCUGGGCUUUGGGACGGAUAUAGGUGGGAGCAUCCGCCUGCCGUCCAGCUUCUGCGGGCUGUGCGGGCUCAAGCCGACGGGCAACAGGCUGAGUCUCUCUGGAAUUAGCGGCCCUAUUGAUGGGAUCCUAUCAGUUACAGGAGCGGUAGGACCAAUGGCGAGGGACGUGGACAGCCUAGCUCUGUGCAUGAGAGCGCUCCUGUGUGACGACAUGUUCCGCCUGGACCCCACCGUGCCGCCCCUGGCCUUCAACGAGGAGGUGUACUCCAGCUCUGCCCCUCUUCGGAUCGGGUACUACGACACAGACGGCUAUUUCCUGCUACCUCCCUGCAUGAGACGGGCUGUGCAUGAAACCAAGGAGAUUCUCCAGAAAGCUGGACACACACUGGUGCCCUUUGCUCCUCCUCGGCCUGACUACGUCAUGAAUGAGCUUUUUGUGAAAGGUCUUUUUGCUGAUGGAGGCUCCACUUUACUGGGCAUGUUUGCAGGGGACGUUGUGGAUCCAGGCUUGGAACCCCAGGUGAAUUGUUACAGGAUUCCAACACUGGUGAAAAAAAUGCUGGCUCUUACGGUUCGACCUCUGUUUCCGCGCCUGGCGGGUUAUUUGGCUGCGCUGUGUGGAGUGAGGUCCAAGAAACUUCUGUGGAAGCAGCACGCCCAAGUGAUGGCUUACCGCAUGGAGUUCAUCGCCGCAUGGAGGAAACUCAAGCUGGAUGUCGUGCUGUGUCCGGUUCUAGGUCCUGCCUUCACGGUCGGCUAUCCUGGGAAGUUAUUCGCUGCUGUUUCCUCUACCAUGUUGUACAACGUCUUAAACUUCCCCGCGGGGGUUGUGCCGGUCACCACCGUUACGGAGGCUGAUGAGGAAGAUCUGAAGCAUUACACAGGGCACUACGGUGACCCCUGGGAUAGGACACUGAGGCAGGCUGUGGAAGGAGCCAUGGGGCUGCCUGUCGCCGUUCAGUGCGUGGCUCUGCCGUGGCAGGAGGAGCUGUGUCUGCGGUUCAUGAAGGAAGUGGAGACGCUCGCCCGAGGGAGGAAGAGGAGAAAAGUGUGACCUCUCAGGGGGUCGCUCGGUAAAAUACACCCGGCGCAUCUGACACAAGGGAAGCUGUGUGGUCCCUUUAAGAAAAAGGGACGGGACAAUGUUUCAGGGCUUGAGGCAGACUUAAGAUCAGACUUCAGCCCCGGGAAAGUUUUCAGUCUGAUCCAGGAGGUUAUGUGAUUGCAGUGAAGCCAAAAGAGAAGAGAAAAUGCUUUUAAAGGAGCCACAACCAUCUGAUUGGUGUCAGAGCCAGAGUCCUCAAAAAGAAAACGGGGACAAGAGACAGCAUGAGGUCUUUUCCUGUCUUUAAAGUGAAGCUCUGCUCCCAAAAUGGGACUGUAGCUCCUUUUUACUGGUCAUCACUGAACUAGGAAUCACAAGAUCUGGGCUUUGUUCCCAGCUCUUCCAGUGUCUUGCUGGGUGAACUUGGGCAAGUCACUUCAUCUCCGUGACUUGGUUUCCCUAUAUGUAAAAUAGUGAGGCAGGGAUGGGGGGGAGCAGAAUUGAUGUGGGGUCUCUGGAAGGAGAACUGAUGUUGGGGCGGUGGGUGAGAACUGGCAUCUUGGAAAACUGAUGAUGAGGCUUGGAGGGGGCAGAACGUAUGUGAGGACAGAACAUUGUUUUGGAGGAUUGAGCAUGAUCAGGGGCAUAGACCAUUCUUGUAUGUGGGGGCGAGAGUUAAAAAUAAAAAAUAAUCAAAUGAAAAAUUGUAGACGGUUCAGAGAAGAGCCACGAGAAUGAUUAAAGGGUUAAUAGUGAUAGACAAAAGGAGCUCAAUCUAUUCCUCUUAACAAAGAAGGCU